ACGGGAGCAGCAGAAAGAGCAACAACAACUUGGUACAAGGCAGAAAUACACCCUGGACAGUGUGCUCCACACAUUCACACACUCAUUUACACCAAGGAACAAUUUCAGGUUGCCAGUCCAACCCUAACUGUAGUGGCAUGUUUUAGGAAGAAACUGGAGAACCCAGAGGAACCCCACAUGGACACAGGAGGAACAUGACAGGAAACACAUACAUAGUAUAAAUCAGCAAGAGAAAAUUGCAUAGAAAGCCACAGAGUCUGCUUACUACCAAAGUUCUUACAGGAUUAAAUACUGCACCAUGGCUCAGUAUGAUCAACUUGAGGAUAAGGACUCUCUGGAUAUCCAUGAUAACCCGCCAGUACCUGAUAACGUGGUCAAAGAGGAUGACAACACUGUAUAUUUUCUGUAUGAUGAAGAGGUAGAGGAAGAAGAGGCUCCCCCUCCCCCGACUCCUGAGCCUGUGGUCCUAGUGAAUGACAGGCCACAUAAGUUUAAGGAUCACUACUGCAAGAAACCCAAGUUCUGCGAUGUCUGUGCUCGAAUGAUUGUCCUCAAUAACAAAUUUGCCCUGCGCUGCAAGAACUGCAAGACCAAUAUUCAUCAUGCAUGCCAAUCCUAUGUGGAGUUCCAGAGAUGCUUUGGCAAAAUACCCCCAGGUUUCAGGCGAGCGUACAGCUCCCCUUUGUAUGAUCAGGAGAUAAAUAACCCUGGCCAACAAAAUCGCACUGACCCAGUCUUUGACACUCUGCGAACUGGAGUUAUCAUGGCAAAUAAGGAGAGAAAGAAAAGUUCAGAAGAUAAAAAGAAUAUGAUGAUGAUGAUGAUGGAGGAAGAAGAGGCUCAGCAGCCCAAAGAGGGUGAAGAGGGGGGUGAAGGAAAGCAGGAUGCGGAUAAAAAAGACAAGUCGGCUGCAGACGACAAGAAUAAAAAGCAGCAGCAGACUUUUAGUCAGACUCACUACUACCUGGCUCUGUACCGUUUCAAAGCAAUAGAGAAGGAUGACCUGGACUUCCAUCCUGGUGAUCGUAUUACAGUGAUUGAUGAUUCUAAUGAAGAAUGGUGGAGGGGUAAGAUUGGGGAGAAAACAGGUUACCUUCCCAUGACUUACAUCAUCAGGGUGCGUGCAGGAGAGAGAGUGUAUAAGGUGACACGCUCCUUCGUGGGGAACAGAGAGAUGGGUCAGAUCACACUAAAGAAAGACCAGAUAGUGGUGAAGAAAGGAGAGGAAGUGAACGGCUAUCUGAAAGUCAGUACAGGCCGUAAACUCGGCUUCUUCCCUGCUGAUCUACUACAGGAGAUCUAAAUGACAACAAAGCACUAGUACAAUGUGCCUACAUCAGCAAAUAACAAACAAUAUGAACAAACCAAUAAAAUUAAGUUUGAUUUUUCAAAUAUAUAGAAAUAUAGUAGAAUAGUAGCAAGGAAAUGUUAUGAAAUGGUACCUCAAAUUUUUGGAAUCAUAACCAUAUUUGCUACAAUAUGGAUAUGAUCCAAGCAACCCUUGGAACACACACACACACACACACACACACACCAUCAUCAUCAUAAAAACAACAUUUGUGGGAAUAUCUUAUGGAAAAAUGGUGUCUAUUACUCCAGUACAGUUCUAGAGUAUUGUAGAAUUGAAGCCAAGGUGCGUUGAUGCUGUUCUGGAGGCUCGUAGUAGCUGAAACCCUCACUAAAAUACUGUAUCCACAUCUAACAAAUCAUGUAAAAGUUUAAAAAAUAAUUAAAUGAAAGCUUCUAAAUAUCUAAAUAUUGCCUUGUGUAUAAAACUGCAUAAAUUCUCAUAGGUACACUGUAGUGCACAUGUAUAAGAAGGUGUGCCUGUAGGUUGUUCCAGAGGUGUUUAAGAACUUCCUUAUGCAUACUUUGGCUGUAUCUUGCUUCUGUCCUUGCAGGGAAAAUCUGCCUUGAUUAUAGUUUUAACAGAAAUAUGGUCUGUAACUUAAUAUGGUCCAUCAGUUAAUACAUGACAAGGUUUUUCUGUAACAUUUAGUUUUUAAGUAAAUGUUUGGAACAUUGUUUUUUCCUAAUACUCAAGACAUAUAAAAUCUUAUAAGAUAAACAUUUAUAUAUACAUUACUGUGCAGUGGCUCAUGUUACUAUUGUUGGUAUAGAAAUAUACACUUAUGUAUCUUGAUGAUACUCUUUACACAAUAUAUUUAAUAUUCAAAAUUGAGAAGAAAGUAAAGAUGUGCAGAGAAACUGGGAAGAAUUAUAAUUUAUUCUUAAAAGCAUAAUUUAUGUAAUAUUUAAAAUAAUUUAAUUGCCUAACGUAAUCAGUAUUUGUGGGGAAAUAAUCUAUCUUAAUAGUCAUAUUGUGUUGUGAACAUCAGUUUUGACUAGAAUUUAAGUAUUUGUAACACUCUAAUAACAUUCUGUUUUUAUCUGGUAUAUCUACUGAGCAUACUCAGGUCCUGACUUAUUGGUGUCCUGCAAAUUUUUUGAGAAAACUGACACAAAAAUCAAAGAUUGAUGGCAGCUUAUCUGCUUAGUUUCAUAUACUAUACAGAUACAUUUUCAAUUUCUAAAUAAAGCAGCUAUUUUUGUAUCACA
Molecule: messenger RNA, 2559 nt
Organism: Pangasianodon hypophthalmus (striped catfish)
Lineage: Eukaryota; Metazoa; Chordata; Actinopteri; Siluriformes; Pangasiidae
Gene: stac3
Product: SH3 and cysteine rich domain 3
Exons: 13
Coding region: 299-1303 (334 amino acids)
Biological process (GO): skeletal muscle contraction; positive regulation of protein localization to plasma membrane; positive regulation of voltage-gated calcium channel activity
Cellular component (GO): extrinsic component of cytoplasmic side of plasma membrane
Molecular function (GO): protein binding
Source: RefSeq, a predicted model, not a curated record